AUGACAUUUUCCAACAUUUCAAUAUCACCAAUUGAUCCGGGAGAAUUCGAAAAUGCAAUUGAAGAAGCUUCUACAAAUACAGUUGGAUCAAUGGAAAUAUUUCUAAUUCUAUUAUUCUCAAUUCUCUCAAUUAUUGGAGUUGUUGGAAAUGUUUUGGUGAUUACUGUUGUUUUGAAAGUUCGAGGAAUGGUAUGUUUGAAGAACCUUUUUGUGUUGUGUUGAAAAUUCUGUUUAUUUUCAUUGUUUGUUUGUCCAGCAGCACGUCAUUUCAUUUUAACAUCGCAUAAUAAUUGGAAAAUCAAACAAUGAAUUAAUCUUCUCACGUGGGAGGAAAAUAAAAUUUGGAUCUUAAUUUUCGUAGAUCAACAAUUUUAGAGAACGAUCAAAAAGUUAUCCACGAGAGAUUUAAGGGUUUCUAGGAAAAUGUGGAUGAUCCUAUAAAUAAAAAUAUUUAUCAGGGUGGUUUUUUUCAUGAUUUUUAGACUGAUUUCUUGAAACAGGGACUAGAUUUCUCGCUGAUGAUUUUUAAAGAAACAUUCAAAGUAAACCUCUGAAAAGUAGACCAGGAACAUUUUUUUCUAACCAUUAAAAAAAACUACUAUUAAAAUCCAAAAGCUCAAUCUGUCUCCAAAUAAAAAAUAUUGUUUUUCAAUUUUGGUGAAAUGAAUUCUAUAAAUUAUUCUGAAAACAAAUGUGCGCUGAAAUUACAAAAAGGACAUCUGAUGUAAUUCUACAAUAUCUUUUGAAUUCAAAUCGAAUAUAUUUGAAUGUGAACAUAGAAGGGCUGGUCAGAAAUAUUAUUCAAAUUAGUGUAAUCUAGAAUAGUUUGGUCAUGAAGUUUGAUGUAUAGAAACUGGAUGGUCAAAAUAUGAGAAUUACUUGUUAUUUGGAGCUUUAAAUUCCAAAAAAAUCAAUAUCCAACUGACAUUAAUAAUUGAAAUAAUAAUAUUUUGCAGAAAACUCCAACCAAUUGUUAUUUGGUCUCACUUGCCGCCUCAGAUACUUUAUUUUUCUUCGCUUCAAUGCCACACGAAAUGAUGUAUUUAAUAGGAAAUGGUGAUCAUUAUAUAUUUGGAAGUAUUGGUUGUGCACUUCUCACAUAUCUUCCAUAUCUUGCAAUGAAUACAUCAAGUCUUUCAAUAACUGCAUUUACUGUCGAACGAUUUAUUGGAAUCUGUUAUCCAUAUCGAGCACGAACAAUGUGCACUGUUAAACGAGCGAAAUUGAUUAUUUGUAUGUUGUGGAUUGUUUCGAUUAUUUAUCAUUCACAAUGGUUAUUUUUGGCGGCUGUUGUUGAAGAUAAAUAUGGAACUGCUUGUAGUUUUAGAUUGGAGAGAAAUGAUUUGAGUUAUAAGGUCAGUUCAAUGAAUUUUUUAAAACGUCUUGGACCUCCUAGAAAAAAUAUGACGUGGAAAAAUUUAUCAAAACCUCAAUGAGGUGAUUCAAGUCGAAAAAAAUUAAUAUAAAACAGAAAAUUUCGAUUCAGCAAAUGUUGGAAAACUAUAGUUUUUACUAUUUUUGACACUUUAUUUUACUAUUUUAGAACUUCUAACUGUUUUUCAAAAAUAAUUGAGAAAAGAUAAACAAAAUUUGAAACGUAUUUUUGUUGGAUUAAAUUUCCCCUUAAGGGGAUUAAUUAUCUUAUCAAUUUCAAUUUUUUAUAAUUACGUCAAUUUUUCAACAAAAAAAAAUAAUAAUGGUCUUGAUCUUUUUCCAGACCAAAAAAAAUAUCAAGAGUUUAUUUAAACUUUUUUGUAUUUGACUUUUGUCUUACACCAAACAAAAUGAAAAAUGAUUUUAGAUCGUGUUUCUUGCCGAUUUCUUCUUUCUUUAUGUUGUUCCAAUGCUUCUCGAUAUCAUAAUUUAUGUAAAAAUUGGAAUAACAUUAAGUCAAUGCAGUGAUAAAAUUAAGAAAUCUGUAAAACCAUUAUCAAUGAAAACUGAAGCAACGCAUGCAAAUGUGACAAUGAUACCAGCAACAAAUACAACAACAACUGUAACAACAAAAUUAUCAGUUAGCGGAUAUACUGGAAGAGAUUCACAUAUAUCUGGAAAACGAAAUUCAUCAAAAGGUCGUAAUCAAGUUGUUAAAAUGCUUGCAUUGGUUGUGGCUGUUUUUGCAAUUUGUUGGUUGCCUUAUCGAGGAAUGGUUAUGUAUAAUUCAUUUGUUUCUGCUGAAAAACAUUGGAGUCCUGAUUGGUAUAUUAAUUUGGCGAAAACUUUGAUUUUUAUAAAUUGUGCUAUCAAUCCGAUUUUAUAUAAUUUGAUGUCUGCAAGAUUUCGAGCUGCUUUUAGAUCUUUGUUAUCGAAAAGGAAACGAUCAACAUAUCAGACAAGUGAGUAUUUUUUGGAUUUUUCUGAAAAAAAGAAGUCACUUUAUUUUACUUUAUUUUCCACGAUUGUUUUAAUAAUUCCCAAAAAAAUUAUUCCAUUUCUUUAAAUGAUUUUUGAGUAAAUUUUAAUAGGAUUUUCAAGUUGUUUUUUUUCACAUUCACCAUUACAGAUUAUCAACAAGCACUUGUUACAAAAAGAAGCUUGAAUAGAAUUCAAGAUUUUUUGUAACUUUUUCUGAAGGUAUCGCUUGAUCUAUCUAGAAAAAUCUUUGUUUGCACUGCACGAAAUCAAAUUUCUCGGACUUCUUUCAAAAUUUUCCAUAUUUUCCAGCUGCUCCAAUUUCUGCUCGUCAUCGUCUAACAACUCUCGACGCUUUAUCUUCUCAACAAGAACCAAAAUCUCCACUGAUAUCAGCCGGCGCUUCAACUCCCUAA
Caenorhabditis angaria is the source of this 2768-nucleotide messenger RNA. The record is from the annotation of a GenBank genome assembly. NCBI's taxonomy places the organism in Eukaryota, Metazoa, Nematoda, Chromadorea, Rhabditida, Rhabditidae.